Messenger RNA from Fomitopsis serialis, 1308 nucleotides. RefSeq lists its product as uncharacterized. The transcript is spliced from 6 exons. The record is from RefSeq and is a predicted model, not a curated record. NCBI's taxonomy places the organism in Eukaryota, Fungi, Basidiomycota, Agaricomycetes, Polyporales, Fomitopsidaceae. Bases 9 to 986 code for a protein of 325 amino acids.
UAUCGGCUAUGAAAGGGCACAUCCGUCCUCACCCGUACCCAAGCGAUAUAAGUCCGGACGCUGUUCCCAUCCGAACAUUUUUUGUUCCCGUCGCCCAUCUUCCCCGGACAACGACCUCCCCAUCCCGCAGCACCCUCCUCGCCGCCGUCUUCCCCCUCAAAAGCGUCGCAAUGUCAAGACUCGCCAUGCCGACCGCCCUCGCCGCCGACGCGCUCUCGCCGCUCGAGAUACCGUCCGUGCCCUGGGACGCCCACCUCCAGCCGACGGGCAUGCUCUACUCGCCUGCCGCACGCGCAGCACACGCGCAGGCCCUCGCGAGUUUCUACGCGACGGCCCCGUCGCCGCCGCACUCCGUGUCGAGCAGUGGCACGCGCCCCGCGUCGCCCAUCGCGGCCGCGAGCCUGCUGAGGAGUCGUGUGCCCUCGCCUGCCGCUGCGACCGAGCAGACGCUGUGUCUGCCGACGCACCAGCUGUUGACAUCCCGCCCGGUGGGUUCCCAUCGAGCAGUCGCCCGGCAGGAGUCGCAGGAGCGUGAGCGUCUGAGCAUCUCCAUCAAUCCCAGCCUCGCCGUCCCUGCGAAGCGCGCAUCAAGCACCGCCCCGAGCGCGAGCUCGAGCAAGAAGCCGCGGGCGUCGACCAAGCGCGAGGCGCGUCUGGUCAAGAAUCGCGCUGCUGCAUUCCUGAGCAGGCAGAGGAAACGGGAGGAGUUUGAGACAUGGAGAUGUGACCGUCCGCACGCCCAGCAGCCGUUGCAGGAGGAGGAGCUUUUGUCGGAGGUUGAGCAGCUGCGGAGGCAACUGGCCGAGAUACAAGAGCGGGAGCGUGCGCUCGCCGAGGAGCUCUCGCGGAAACAGCGCUCGCCGUCGCCGGCGCCGUCCUCCACUUCUUCACCACAGCUGUCGCUGCGAUCGACGCGGAUGGACAGGUCCGGUGCGAGCCUUGGACUGAUGGUGAGUCCCCGUGCCAUCGAAGUGAAGGGGGUCUGAAACGGGCACAGGUGUUGUUGUGCGCGCUGCCGACGUGCUCUCGCUGCCGUCGCACUCGCAUUCGCAGUCGGCGCUGCCGAGUACGUUCACGAUGCCGCUGUCGCACGCAACAUCGGCGCUACCGUCGUCUGCCUCGAUAUGCAGUCGUACCUCCCGGUGAACUCGGACUUGACUGGCUCGACGCGAUGGGCGCCAACUCUGGCAUGGACUUUGACUUCAACAUGGACUUUUCGAGGGAGGACAAGACGCGGCUGGCGUCUGCCGCGACUACGGCGGCAACGCUGUCUGGCAACAAGCUGGAGUUCGUCAGCGACGACAGCGA